CAUCUAACAUUUUGGCUGUAUCAUCAGUAACGGUCUUCAGUUUCUUAUCCUCUUUCUCUCACCAUCACCAUUGAUUAGUUUUUUUUUUUUUUCUUAAAACACUUUUCAUCUCCCCCUUUUCUUCUUCAUUCCGGACGCCGACACCAAUGCACUUUUAGUUCCAUUAAUCUCCCUUUUGCAGUGUGCCAAGACAGGCACUUUUACAUGGAGAUUUUUGGCACCAGAGGUUGGGAAAACGACUCAAAUUUACAUCAUUAAAAGCGGAUGUUUUUUACGGAUCUGAAUUUGGUAUAUUUAUUUGGUGUCUUUUUUGUCCAAUGGGGAUAUCGGCGGACAAUGUUCAUGGACUUGUUUUGGCUGUAUCUUCAAGCAUAUUUAUUGGCUCUAGCUUUAUUGUCAAGAAGAAAGGACUUACAAAUGCUAGGGGAACUGGAACUGGAGCUGGUGCUGGAGGGCAUGCAUACUUGUAUGAACCUUGGUGGUGGGUCGGGAUGAUUACCAUGAUUGUUGGGGAGGUAGCUAAUUUUGCUGCCUAUGCAUUUGCUCCUGCAAUUCUUGUAACUCCGUUGGGAGCUUUAAGCAUUAUAUUCAGCGCAGUGCUAGCACAUUUUAUUCUAAAGGAGAAACUGCAUAUCCUUGGUGUGGUUGGAUGUGUUCUGUGUGUGGUGGGGUCUGUUAGUAUCGUUUUACACGCUCCACAUGAGAGAAAUAUUGAAUCUGUUAAAGAAGUAUGGCACCUUGCUACACAACCAGGUUUUCUUGUAUACGGUGGGAUAGUUUUGAUAGUGGUUUGUAUCUUAAUGUUUAGAUUUGAAGCAAGCCACGGGCAUACGCAUAUGAUAGUAUAUGUUGGCAUUUGCUCUCUCAUGGGCUCUCUUACGGUUAUGAGUGUAAAAGCACUGGGAAUUGCUUUGAAGUUGACCUUUUCUGGAAUGAAUCAAUUUAUCUACUUCCAGACUUGGCUUUUUACUGUGAUUGUGGUUGUUUGUUGUAUUACGCAAAUCAACUACUUGAACAAGGCUCUGGACACAUUCAAAACAUCUGUUAUAUCUCCAGUUUACUAUGUUACAUUUACAACACUCACAAUUCUUGCUAGUAUGAUCAUGUUUAAGGAUUGGGACUCACAGAAUGCAUCACAGAUUGUUACACAACUAUGCGGCUUUGUUACAAUUGUAGCCGGAACUUUUCUUCUUCAUAGAACCAGGGACCUGGAAAGCAAGCCAGCGGACGAAUCCCUCGUCGUUGAACCACAUCAUCCUACUCCAAACUCAACCACUAGGUAGCCACAUUGUCAAACGGCAAACCCAUGUUUUCAAUUUUAAAGAUGAUAGAGCUUGGGGGGAAUUUUUUUUCUUGUUCUGUAAUUAGAAGGAACACUAGAAGAAAAGAUUCAACAUAUGAAUGUGGAGAUAAGAAGAAAUCCUGGCUGAGGUUUAAGGGAAAAAAUUUCUCGAUUUUGAUUUUAUUUCUUCACUUUUGGUCUGAUUAUAGCAUGUACAUAUAUUUUGGACAUAGAUGAAUGAACACUGGAACAGACCCUCUUCCAAAACCA
Molecule: messenger RNA, 1552 nt
Organism: Mangifera indica (mango)
Lineage: Eukaryota; Viridiplantae; Streptophyta; Magnoliopsida; Sapindales; Anacardiaceae
Product: probable magnesium transporter NIPA2
Exons: 10
Coding region: 318-1283 (321 amino acids)
Biological process (GO): magnesium ion transport
Cellular component (GO): membrane
Molecular function (GO): magnesium ion transmembrane transporter activity
Source: RefSeq, a predicted model, not a curated record